CUCCAGCACGGGGUGCAUCAUCUCUAUGCCAAUAACAGCUCAGGAACAGGCUGAUAGAGCACCUGAUCCUCUCAAGAUACCCCAGGUGUCCUUUCUUUUAUCCCACUGUCAUUGCAAACAGUAAUUGCUAAGUCCAGCUCUCCAUGCAGGCAGAGAUGGCCCUGAAUGUUUCUAGCAGACUUCCAGCUUCGGAUUCCUACACUCAAAUGUGGACACCAGUUUGUUGCACACCAGCAGGAGUUGGACUGGAAUGGGGCCCAGGUCUGCCCCAGGGAUAAAGAAGGGCACAGCUCUGACACAGCUGGGUAGCAGAGAACACAUCUGGGGUGAGCUUAAAUCCAUCCAGGGCAGUUACAUUCACUCUUGCCACUUUAAGUACUGUUAAAGCACAAAAUGUUGUUUGGCUCUCCUCGCAGCAUAUAUAUGAUGACUAACUAACGUGGGUCAGAAACCAGAGCAGAUCAACCCCGGGGUCAUGUGUGGGUGGGCACACACUGCUUUGUUCAGAAUGAGAGACAUCUGCAGCAGGUGUUGGGGCAGUUUUGGACCAAGGGUUUGGUGCUGGGCCACCCGCAGCCAGGCUGACCCCCCAGGAAUUUGCCCCUCAGCCUCACUCCAUAGCGCUGCCUCUUCACCAUGCCUGGCUGAGGCUGGAGAGAAGUCACACCAUAGGCAGGCAUUGGCUCCACAGUUCCCGGUUUCAGAGGAGCAAACAGAGUAAACAUCCUGAGUCCCAGAGAAGUGCUGUCACACUGCAGAGGACAGGCACUGGGUCCCUGCUCAAGCACUCUGCAGCCCACUCUGCAGGCAGCUCCGAGCUCUGGUGUUUACUCUGCUUGUCUGCAAGGGGGUGGGAAAACAAACUCCACAUAAAAGCAAAGGUAGGAAACCAUCUAAGCCUCAUCAAAUCAUCACCAUCAUAAAACCAAACCAUUUGUUAUCAUUAAAACAUUCACUUUUUACACUUACAACCUGUUCUGGAACAAAUGCUACCUAUCACUCACUUGCUGAUAACCACUGCCGAAACUGGAGGUUUUGACAUUAAUCACAAUGUUUAUUUCAAAGGCAAAUCCUUCUCCUAAGCACUUGAUUUUCAUGCAGGUAGUACUUUUGUAGGAAAAACAUUCACUUGCAAGCAGCGUUACUACACACCUCCUCUAAACACUGCCCCGGAGCCUGGUACACAAGCAAGGGGAAGCUUUGUGGGUUUCUCCAAGCUCUGCAGCCUGGCCCUGGUGCUGCCAUUCCCUGCUCUCACCCUAGGCACACGCAUUUCCCCGUGCAAGCUGGAAGAAGGGAAAACAAAAUCGUGAGGCGGCUGGGCCAGCUGCUUUGGGACGGCGUUGGGGGCUGGCAGGGAUCCAGCUGACUGCACUAUAUAGCUGUCAGAGGGAGAGCUGGGCUGCAGAUCGAGUCGCAGCCAUCGCGCACCCUUUUCCUGCAGCUGAGGAAGGAGAAGCGUGCCAAGAUGUGCAAAGGACUCGCCGCGCUACCGCAUACAUGCCUGGAGAGGGCCAAGGAGAUCAAGACCAAGUUGGGCAUACUGCUCCAGAAGCCUGACACGGCCAUUGACUUCAUCGUCCCCUACCCGGAGAAGCCAGAGAAGCCAGCCAAGGCCGUGAAACCAUCCCCAGAGGAGGUCCUGCAGUGGCGUGACUCACUGGAGAAGCUCCUGCAGAACCCCUAUGGGCUCGCCAGCUUCCGCACCUUCCUGUGCUCCGAGUUCAGUGAGGAGAAUGUUGAGUUCUGGGUGGCCUGUGAGGACUACAAGAAGACCAAGUCCCCUGUGAAGAUGGAAGAGAAGGCCAAGAGGAUCUAUGAGGAGUUCAUCCAGACCGAAGCACCCAAAGAGGUGAACAUUGACCACUUCACCAAGGCUGUGACCAUGAAGAACCUGGUGGAGCCAUCGCCGAGCAGUUUUGAUAUGGCUCAGAAGAGGAUCUUUGCUCUGAUGGAGAAAGAUUCCCUGCCCAGAUUCGUGCGGUCGGAGUUUUAUCAGGAGUUAAUCAAGUAGCAAUGCGGCCAGGCUGCAUGAGGCAGCUCACCACGGGCAGCCCUAUUGCUUCUGUCUCAGCACCUACUCCUAUAGCCACUUUGCUUUCAUGAUGCCACCCUACAAGAGCACUUAGGAAUGCUGCUAAACACCUGCCUCAGUGCUUUGGACUCUCAGAUGUCCCAGUGUCUCCUUUCUUUCCCAUAGAAGACCAGCUCACAGGAUCACCAGGUGAUGCUCCCGGGCCUGACUAGUUCAAAACACUGGCAUUGUUUAGCAACCCUAUGUACCAAGCUCAUAGUUUCCAGCCCGCAGCUGCAUCCCUACUGUCCACAUGCAGCCUGGUGGCAUCUCUGGGGGUGCUGCUGUGAUCGCUUCUCUCUCUGGUUGCUUCUCUGCAGCAGGCAUGCCACAGCGAUACUUCUGCACAAACCCAAACCAGGGGCACAGGUGAGAGGAAGGAGGACUGUCAUGCUGGGGGAGAAAAGAGCUGCUGGGUGAAGCCCGUCAGAGCAAAUUCCAGGGAACAUAAAGCAAGCAAACAGCAAAGCCAAAGAUGUCAUUGGAAAUACGAACAAUAAAACCCCAUCUUCUUGAACAGAUAACAAACUCUGUUGAGUUUGUGUAGCCUGCCUCUCUCUUCUGUCUCCCUCUCUCUGCCCAGGGCACGUGUUUCUACAAGGCCAUCUCCUAAAAAGACUACAUCUUUUCAAGCAAUCCAAAUCCAGCCUGCUGUCUGCUACCAGAAGAAAUUGCAUCUGACGAUGGGGCAAAGGCACAUGCAAAAAGUAGCUGGGGCCUCAUCCAGCCCCGAACCAGAGAGUCCCUGGAUGUGGAAUGAGCUGAGCCCCAUCCCUGGGGGAUCCCUGCAGCAUCUGUGUGCAAGGAGCAGCAGACAGGGACUCACUGCCUGCACCCACCUGCACUCAGACUGCUAAACUUUAGGCCAUGAGGCUCCACACAGCCUCUUCAGCAUUUACAGAAUCGGAUCAAACCUCAGUAAACCCAAAUAUUUACAUGCUGUCACUAUGGCAACGAAUAAAAAUACCACAGGAAGUGGGCAGGGAGGGGAUACAGGGGAAAGAUGAAGGCGACCAUAAGCAUGAUGUUGGCAGUGGCUUUUUUUUCUCCUCUCAAGCAAGUGGCUGGGAAAGUCGGAGCUGGAGCAGCAGGUGAGGCUGGCAAAUCCUCUGGAGUGGCUCAAGCUGCCCAAAGGUGUGGGAUAACCUCAGCAUGGGUGCAUGGCAGGAGUGGGCAGGAGGCUCAGGAAGUGCCACCAUCAGGAUAUCCCCACCACAACCCGCACGUCUUCAUGAAGAGGUGCUACCAUUACCAAGUCUGGCAUGUUUAACCUCCCUGUUCACAGCAUAGAAAUGCAAAUCCAACCAGGCUUCUCCAUGGAAAGACCCAGACCUUUAAUUCCCACGAAUGCUUUGGCAGCUAUUUCUAGAUACCCUCACGUGUUUCGCAGUUGAACACUGAUGUUGAGGCUCUUGAAGUUUGGAUUCUACUGGAAGCUGAAUGUGCAAAGAAAACCUGGGAUGUCAUUGGCUGCAGCAGCUCUGCGUGGGGCAGGAAAACAGGGCUGGGGUAUGUGAAUGCCCAAAAGAAAGCUGAAGGCCAUGGAGGUGAAACAGACCCAUUGGGAAUCCCACCCCAGCUCGACCUCUACUGAAAAUGUUGGAAACUUGCUUUAGGGGUGAUGUAACAGUUCCAGCAAGGAACAGGGUGGCCAUGAAUUGUGCCCCCAGAGUGUUUUGGAGCUCUUGUGAAGUUGUGUUUGUGUAGAAGGCUCGUUUGGGCAUGCUUACCUGGAAACAUAGCGAUGCUUGCACCGCAUGGCCAGGCUUUCUGCAGGCCCAAGAGUGUUUGCUAAGUUAGUAACAACCAUCAUAUCUCUGGUAGCAAAUGCUUCAUGUAUUUUGUCACUCUUGCUUUUACCAAGUUUGGCAUAUAUAUGAGCACUCUUCACAUGACAUUAUACAUCUAUAACAUUGCAUCCAUACUUAAGUAUACACACACACAUAUACAUACUCUUAAUAUUGGCAUCCAGAUCCAAGUCAGUCUGUGAAUCAAAGUGCAGGAUAUGGUGCCUGGGGUCUGAGGGAUAAGUAAAUGGAUUUAGCAUGGUUCCCAACACCACCAAGGGAAACCUCAGCCCCUCACCUGCUGAAAAGAGAGGUGCACCCUCCCUCACACCCUUAGAGGCCACCCUGUGCCAUGGCUCUGGCACUGCGCACCCCAAGGCCCAUAGGGUGCCUGGGGACCCUCCUCUGCCAUGGGGCAAGGCAACCCCAUGAUGCAGCCUGGGCCCCAGCACCAUCCCAGCAUGGGAUGGCCAUUGGUGCCCGUGGGUGGCUGAGGGUGUCCCAGGGUUCAGUCCAGCCCCUGGCCACUGGUCUGGGCUCCCUGGCUGGGAAUGCAGAGGGCCAUGGCCAACAUCCAAGGUUGGAGCAGGAUGGGUUCCUUACAGAUCCAAGGAGCUGCUUCUCAGUUUGAUGUUCUCCAUGUGGUUUUCAUGCUUGAAGAUGCGGGAUGUUGAUGUGCACUGAGGAACUGGUUGCAUUAACCCACAUUCUUGUACCACUCAGUAAUCCACGUAUAAACAUUUAUUUCUGCUACCGUC
Messenger RNA from Lagopus muta (rock ptarmigan), 4619 nucleotides. RefSeq names its product regulator of G protein signaling 5 (gene RGS5). Lineage: Eukaryota; Metazoa; Chordata; Aves; Galliformes; Phasianidae. The record is from RefSeq and is a predicted model, not a curated record. The coding region runs from base 1469 to 2014 and encodes 181 amino acids. The transcript has 5 exons.